GACUAGCGGUUUCCCGUUUUUUUUUCUGAAAUAUCGUUGUCUAUCCUCUAUCACUCGUGAUUCUUAUUGUUUAUUAUUGCUGGUCUUGAUAUUUUUUUAAACGUUAUUUAUUGUUCGUUGUUCGGUUUCCUAAUUCGUUCGUCGAUUAAUCCGAGAUAUCGUAUCUGGAAACCCAUUACAGAAGUAAUCAUGAAAUUGGUCAAAUUUUUGAUGAAACUUAGUCAUGAAACAGUGACUUUAGAACUUAAAAAUGGUACUAGUGUCCAUGGAACUAUCACUGGUGUUGAUGUAGCGAUGAAUACACACCUUAAAGCCGUAAAAAUGACUGUACGAAACCAACAACCUAUACAUUAUGAAACACUAAGUAUUCGAGGUAAUAACAUUCGGUAUUACAUUUUACCUGACUCCCUUACUCUUGAAACAUUAUUAGUCGAUGAUGCACCUAAAUCACGAAUGAACCGUGGUGGACGAGGAAGUCGUGGAGGACCAGGAAGAGCUGGUCGUGGACGUGGUGGUCCUAGGGGUCGAGGAAGUCGUGGAGGACCUCGUGGAAGUGGUGGUCGUGGGCGUGGUGGUCCACCUCGACGUUAAAACUUCCAUAUACUCUUUACAUACCUAACAAAUUCUUGUAUAUUUUUAUUGGUCUGCAUUCAUUGUAAAAAAUUAACUCUUG
Sipha flava (yellow sugarcane aphid) is the source of this 673-nucleotide messenger RNA. RefSeq names its product probable small nuclear ribonucleoprotein Sm D1. Gene Ontology annotation, cellular component: precatalytic spliceosome; U2 snRNP; catalytic step 2 spliceosome. The transcript has 4 exons. Gene Ontology annotation, biological process: RNA processing; spliceosomal snRNP assembly. NCBI's taxonomy places the organism in Eukaryota, Metazoa, Arthropoda, Insecta, Hemiptera, Aphididae. The record is from RefSeq and is a predicted model, not a curated record. The coding region runs from base 190 to 591 and encodes 133 amino acids. Gene Ontology annotation, molecular function: RNA binding.